Frankliniella occidentalis (western flower thrips) is the source of this 2178-nucleotide messenger RNA. RefSeq names its product ubiquitin-conjugating enzyme E2-24 kDa (gene Ubc2). The record is from RefSeq and is a predicted model, not a curated record. Gene Ontology annotation, molecular function: ubiquitin conjugating enzyme activity. The transcript is spliced from 6 exons. NCBI's taxonomy places the organism in Eukaryota, Metazoa, Arthropoda, Insecta, Thysanoptera, Thripidae. The coding region runs from base 253 to 819 and encodes 188 amino acids. Gene Ontology annotation, cellular component: nucleus. Gene Ontology annotation, biological process: protein polyubiquitination.
AAAGGGACUAAAAUUUUCUGUUCGCUAUUCAAAGUUGUAUUUUGGUCGAGGUCAUUACCCUCUAAAUACGCUCGCCAGCCCCAAGCAUAGCAUAGGCCAAAGCAGGGGCAAGACGACCAAUUGUUUGGGCGUAGCAUCUUCUGUCCCUUUUACGUCGUAUUUUCUCCUUUGUUUGAAUCGCCAAAGCAGUUCCUUAUGUUCCAUAAUAAGUGUUGGACAAGUUAUUCCUUCGGUGGUUGAGGGAUCCAGGUGAUGGCGUCUGGGGCUGGAUCAAGUGGAGCAGGACGUGGUCGAGGCACACCCUCAUUAAACGAUAAUAAAAGUGGUGAUAGUAAGGAUAGUAAGCCUAAUCCAAAGAUGUCCAAAGCUCUCAGUACAUCUGCUAAAAGAAUUCAAAAGGAGUUAGCUGAAAUUACCCUUGACCCACCUCCAAAUUGCAGUGCUGGUCCUAAGGGUGACAACCUAUAUGAAUGGGUCUCCACAAUUCUUGGACCGCCUGGCUCUGUGUAUGAGGGAGGUGUUUUCUUCUUGGAUAUUCAUUUUUCAGCAGAAUAUCCUUUCAAGCCACCUAAGGUGACAUUCCGUACCAGAAUUUAUCACUGCAACAUUAACAGCCAAGGUGUAAUUUGCUUGGAUAUUUUGAAGGACAAUUGGUCUCCAGCACUCACGAUCUCUAAGGUCCUUUUGUCUAUUUGCUCCCUUCUGACUGAUUGCAAUCCAGCUGACCCUCUUGUGGGCAGUAUAGCAACACAGUAUCUGCAGAAUCGUGAAGAACAUGACAGAGUCGCACGAUUGUGGACCAAGCGUUAUGCUACGUGAUAUGGACUUCUGUUCUUUUACUAAGGGUGAUCUGGACACAGUAUGUCAUGAGCAAUGACAGUGUCACUGUUAAUGGCAGGGUUGUGUGAGUGUAUUUUACCCUGCAGUAUAUAGAUUCUUCUUUUUUUUAUGUUGUGUAUGACCUUUUUUAUGUUUAGAAUUUAAAUGAAAUUAGAUAUAUCUAAAUAAGAAAUAAAAUAAAGUAAUGUGUCUACAUGCUGAGAAUUCAGCAACAAGGCUGUUGCUGGCUCUCCAGGAGCCACAAAUUAAAGACUUUUAUACUUGCAUAUUUAUCUAUUUUAUUCUUCAAUGUGGACUACCUAGCUGAUUUAAAUGCAAUGGUUCAUUGGAAAGUAUGAUUAACUAAACCAUUAAUUAAUGCUCUAGGAUGCAAUUAUUGUUGUCGGGCAAGAGGACCAUUUUUGGUUUGAUAUUUGUUGUCUGAUGUUUGGAACAUAAUGUAAUUUUGGUGCUUUGUGAUGCUCAAGUCAAAUGUAUUCCAUUGUUCCUAACCAGCAAGCGUGUGCUGCCUCCCUUGCACUUUGUAGGCAUGGAUCCUACUGAGGGCUUUCAUGCAGAAAAUGAGGUAGAAAACAGUCUGUUCUGUGAUUUGUCAAUGAAUUGAGACUCAUGUGGAAAGUUUCUCGUAGAUAUGCACUGAUUUUUCUCUUCCUACUUAGCACAAAUAUGAGUUCAUUUUAAUAUCUGAGGAUGAAUGGUUGUAUAUGUCGAUUAUAUGGAGUGUUAUUUGAAGAAUAUCGAAAUUGGUGUGCCAGAAAUUUUAUGUUAAGUUUGAUUAAACUCAUUUUUAAAAAAGCUAUUAUUAUUUUUUCUUUGGGUAGGACUUGCUUGUAUUCUAACUUAAGUGUGUGAGGUAUAAUUCAUGUUUAAUUGCAGGCCUCUGAUAUGAGUUGUCCCAUUUUCUUUUUCUGCUAGGAGAUUGAUAUUGUUGGUAAGCUGUGUCCUGAUAAUUUUUCAGUUUCUAAUUUAAUUAAUUACUUGAAUAUCCCCAUGAACUGUAUUCCAUCAUCUGGUGAAAUAAGAAAUCUUUUGAAAUUAAGUACAGUUAAGGCUUUCUUUGCUGUCACUUUGUUUUGUUUUUAUGGAAAGCUAGUAAAUCCUAAUGAAUGGGAUAAACCAGACUGACUUUUUAAAGGAAAUGUCUUGUGCUUUGAUAGCUUCAGCUCCGUAGGACUAUGUGUGGUGGGAUUCAUCCCUGGACUUUUGUCGAUUUUCUUAAGUGUGUUAGAUUGCAGAUUAGGUCUGUCUUGUUCCAUAUCAGUGAGUGAAUAAGCCAAUCAAACAAUGACCGUGAAAGAGAAUGUUUCAUGUCAAUAAAAACAAUAAUAAUUACUGGUA